Molecule: messenger RNA, 834 nt
Organism: Populus trichocarpa (black cottonwood)
Lineage: Eukaryota; Viridiplantae; Streptophyta; Magnoliopsida; Malpighiales; Salicaceae
Product: mitochondrial outer membrane import complex protein METAXIN-like
Exons: 5
Coding region: 63-419 (118 amino acids)
Source: RefSeq, a predicted model, not a curated record
UAAAGGAAGAUGGUAUUGUUGAUUUGGACACUGACUUCAGCUCGCUCCCAUAAUGGAUAUCAAUGAAAGCGAUGGUUAGCACCUGGCUUGCAGAUGCAAUCAUGUAUGAACUCUGGGUGGGGUCUGAUGGAACCUCUGCCCGAACAAUUUAUGACUCUAGCCUCCCUUGGUUGAUAGGAAAGGCUCUAUUAAUGAAACAAGUGCACGCUGUUAAGCAGCGACUUGGGAUAACUAAAGAAAAUGCUGAACGAAGGGAAGCAGAGAUCUACAAGAGAGCGAAAAUUGCAUAUGGAGCUUUGUCAACCACAUUAGGGGAUCACACAUUUCUUUUUGAAAGGCCAUCUAGUUUGGACGCAUAUUUCCUUGGGCAUCUCCUUUUCACUCUUCAAGCAUUUCCUUGCACUCUUGGAGCAUGGUAAUCUCAUACGAUAUAGCAUGGUCUUCUUCUGUCCCGCAAUUCCUUUCAGACGCUUCAUCAACUUCAACUAGACGUCCUUCAAAUUGAGGCUCAAAACCUAAGAAGCGACCCAAGAGGGAAAGGACAGAAGAGGAGAAAACUUUCAGAAGAAGGAAAAGAUACUUUCUAGUAACACAAGUAGUUGCAGUUUUAGUUUUUCUAUAUGUCAUGAGCAGUAAUGAUUUUUCUGAGGUGGAGGUUGAUGAUGAUGAAGAUGAAGAUGAAGGCUUCAGUUAUGACUGAACAAGCAUUCAUUUUUUGACAAAUUUGUAUUUUCCUUGACAAUUUUUUUCCUCAUGACAAUUGAGUCAUGGACAUCACUGUGAGAAAGAUAGUUUCCUUUUUACCUUGAAAGAUUUGUUUACCGUUUCUGGUGA